Messenger RNA from Naegleria gruberi, 1095 nucleotides. RefSeq lists its product as uncharacterized. The record is from RefSeq and is a predicted model, not a curated record. NCBI's taxonomy places the organism in Eukaryota, Heterolobosea, Eutetramitea, Acrasida, Naegleriidae. The coding region runs from base 1 to 1095 and encodes 364 amino acids. The transcript has a single exon. Gene Ontology annotation, biological process: cellular response to amino acid stimulus; positive regulation of TOR signaling; regulation of autophagy. Gene Ontology annotation, cellular component: lysosome; Gtr1-Gtr2 GTPase complex; nucleus. Gene Ontology annotation, molecular function: GTP binding; GTPase activity.
AUGGCCAAUGAGCAAAAAUUAAGUUCAAGUCUCAGAAAGUCCAUAGCACAAAAUAAUAAUUCUCUCGAUGAUGAUAAACCUCGUAUCUUGCUCAUGGGUUUAAGAAGAAGUGGUAAAUCAAGUAUUCAAAAAGUUGUCUUCCAGAAAAUGUCGCCACACGAAACUUUAUUCUUGGAAUCAACUAACAAAAUUGUAAAGAAUGAUAUUUCGAAUAAUACCUUUGUACAAUUUCAAAUUUGGGACUUCCCUGGACAAAUUGAUUUAUUUGGAGAUACACAAAAUUUUGAAUGUGAAUUAAUUUUCAGUGGUUGUGGAGCCAUAGUAUAUGUUGUUGAUGCUCAAGACAAUUACUUGGACAGUAUUAGCAAAUUGGCUGAAACCAUUCAAGAGGCAAGCAAAGUCAAUGAUCAAAUUGCUUUUGAGAUUUUUAUUCACAAAAUGGACGGUAUUAGUGAUGAUCACAAAAUUCAAAUCCAACAAGAUAUUCAACAAAGACUUAAUGAUGAAUUGAAUGAUUCCGAAGUUAAAGUACCACCAAAUGUCAAGAUUAGAUUCCACAUGACAAGUAUUUAUGAUCACUCUAUUUUUGAAGCUUUCAGUAAGGUUAUUCAAAAAUUAAUUCCACAAUUACCAACAUUGGAAAACUUGUUGGAUAUGCUCGUUACAAAUUCCAGAUUAGAAAAGGCCUUCCUUUUCGAUGUUGUUUCUAAAAUUUAUAUUGCCACAGAUGCAACACCUGUUGAUAAUACUACCUAUGAGUUGUGUAGUGAUAUGAUUGAUGUUGUCAUUGAUAUAAGUUGUAUUUAUGGAAAUAGAAUUAAUGGAAAUGAGGGAUCAAGCAGUGCCUAUGAUGAAGAAACAGGAGCUGUCAUUAAACUCAAUAAUGGAACAGUAUUAUAUUUACGAGAGGUCAAUAAGUAUUUGGCUUUGGUUUGCCUAUUAACAAAGGACAGUUAUGAAAAGGUUGGACUCAUUAAUUAUAACUUUGAUAUUUUCAAGCAAGCUAUUGAGAAUGUAUUCCAGGUUCGUUCCACACUUCAAAAGAAGAAACGAGAUAUUAAAAAGAAGAAGGAACAAGCAAAUAAUAAACAAUAA